AUGAUCCCCAAAAGGAAAAUUGAUUGGAAAAACAACGCAUUGGAUAUACUCCUCGGUGCCCUAUCCUUCUCGUUACAGCUUCGAACAACUCAGCUGUCCUUGUUCAGCUCAGCACAUCGCCAGAAUCGUGUUGUCGUGAACGCGCGAUGUCGUCUCAACUACAGGGAAUUGGUUCGCUGGGCCCGAUCUCGAGAACGUGAUGAAACUAGUGAGACUGAUAGUUCGUAUGAAAGCAUUGACCCCUAUCUGCCGCAGUUCUGUUCCGUCCGCUUGGGAGGCUCCCCGCAUCAUGCUUCUGGUGAAAACGAAACAGCCACUGAUCACGAGUCCCAGGACGGGGCGGAAAAGUGGACUAUGAACAAUAUGUUGCAUAAAUGUGCCUCUCUGAUCACUUCACUUGGGUCUAACAACCCCAAAGACCAUCCGUCAGGCAACGCGGCGGCCGCUGGCGACCAAGUAUCCGAUGGUGGCUGUGCGAAUACUGCGGUCAACGACAGCAUGAACUCAAGCAAUCCACCCGAUACUGGAGCUCGUAAUAGUUCCACUCGAAAGUCUCGUUCAGCAUCCAAGGGAGUAGGAGAAAGUGAAAUUGAUGCAAUACGUCUUCGUGAAUCUCACUUACCUCCUCUUCGUCCCGGGUCCUGGGCACCUGUCGCAAUUUAUACUACCUACACCACUUACGAUGUGCGAUGGCAAGAUGGUACCUUUGAACAGAACAUCCCGUGUCAGGACUUGCUUCCGGUUUAUUUCAAUAUCGAUGAGCAUGAUUUCUUCCCCGGGUCACGAUUGAUCCCAAUGGGUCCUCCAGAGGAAGCCGGUGUGUACGAAUUGGUUGCUCUGGUCGAUCGCCAAUUAGGAUACGGGGACGUCCUGCUGAUGCACACCCCAAAUGAUCCGUUACAUGCUGAUUUACCAGCCGGCUAUCUGGAAGAUAUCAUUCCUGAAACGUGCAAACUCGUGAUCCGGUGGAUUGAUGGGCUGACUACCGAAGUUACACGAUCCGAAUGUCUGUUCCCAUUGGAUGCUCUCAUGGAUGAUGAUGAUUGGUCUGAUGAUGACUCAGACGAGUUCGAGUCGGACGAUCUGAGCACCGAGUCAGACAGCGAAUGGAGCACUGUGUCCAGUGAGGUCUCAUUCGCGUCUUCCACUUCGAACAAGGAUCGGGACGACUUGUUGACUGCAGAUCGUCCAGCGGAUCGUACACAGCUUACUCAUGACGUAGGACUGAAUGUUGAACUGGAUGAGGCGGAAUCGCACGAAGCUGCGAUGAAACAAGCCGCAAUGAACGUAGUCCUUGCGUAUCAGCGUACAGAGGCCGCUCGACGUUUGUUGGUCGACCGACGCACGUUCGUUUUUUGGAUUCUGCGCCGUUUUGUUGUCGUUCCGGAUGAGCUGGAUACAGUUGUAGAUCAGUUGGGUACCCUGUUAGCCGCCGCCGCGGUUGCACCGACCCUCGAUGAUCAGGAUAAUGUGGGUUCCACAGACCCGAAUCGCUGUGCCUCAUCGUCCGUUCUAUCUGGUUCGGAGCAAGUGUCGCCAGUCGAAACGGAUUCGGGCAAUAAGCUUCCAUUUGCCGGUCGUUUGCUGCAACCGGCCAGAGCAUGGGACUACGCGGAGGAGACGGAAGCAAUCCAGAUUGUGGAGAAAUUGCUUUCCAUUCGGGAACUGAUGCGGUCGGCGUACCAGUUGGUGCAUGAUUGUCGAAUUAAGCGUAUGUAUACGAAGUGCGAUCAUCGCGAGCUAUUCUCCGAAAAGCACGUUGAAGGUGUCCUCAAGUCGAUCGAGAUCAGCGGCGGCACGGCUAUGCAAGCUGAGCUCUCCACUGCGUCCACUUUGGAUGCUCUUGGAGCAGCGAUGACGUAUACAAAUCCCUCGGACGCCACCGAAACGUCGGCACCAGAUGUGUCCAUCUCCUCNUCUCCUCAGACCCUGGCCAUGUUAGCUCUGGUGCUGAUUGUUCCUAACUCCACGCAACCCUUUACAACAUCUGUUGAUAAUUGGCGAGAUCGUAUUCACUACUCGUUGGUUAAAUCCGAGUCAGAGGACGGAACAGUGACUGCCUAUAUGCUGGUCAGUGCUAAUCUAUUCGAUCAGUUGACGCACUAUUUGACGAUGGUGCAUCGCCGCCUGCUGGAACAAUUGGCGGAUUUCGAGGCUUGUGCAUUGGCUUGGCUAGGUGAAUGUGCCCCGGAUUUGGUUGCGAAAGCAAAGUCUCUUUCAAGUCCUGAUGAAAGCGAUGACACCAAUACGGUUAAUAUCGAACUUACUAAAGACUCUGAGGACGCGCAACAAUCGCAAGAGCCAAUUCUCACGUCGCCGAAGGAUACGAAGGAGGCGAAUCAGACGACUGUUAAGGAGACAGCAUCCGGUGAACCCGUAUCGAACGCGGAUGCUGUUGCUUCCACAGCUCGACCAACAGCUGUUACUGAAGCGAAUGCCUGUGCACGCAGUUACUCCGUGCCAUCGGUAGAUGAAAUCCCCGCUCAAUAUCGUGGCCAAUUCAUCAUGGAGGAAACUGCGCCGAGUACACAUCGGUUCUAUCGCUCGCAACCAAAUAAUCUUCCCAAACCGUUCUACAAAGCGUGGAAACGAGAUAACACUCUUCUGUCAACCAGUUUACCUCGUGGAAUCAUAGUCAAAGCAUUCGAGGACCGUAUUGACCUCUAUUCGCUGAUGAUUGUCGGUUCGGCUGGCACACCAUACGAAUACGGUUUGUUCUUGUUCGACGUCCAGCUUCCCGCUCAGUACCCAUCCGUUCCGCCUCAGGUCCAUUACUACUCGUUUGGCAGUGAACGUGUCAAUCCCAACCUAUACGUGAAGGGCCACGUUUGUCUAUCACUGUUGGGCACAUGGGCCGGGAAAGAUUCGGAGAAUUGGAGCGAGGAGAACUCAAAUCUGUUGCAAUUGGUCGUUUCACUUCAAGGAUUGAUUUUAAAUUCCGAGCCCUACUUCAAUGAGGCCGGAUUCGAGGCAUGUCGUGGAAAUCCCGAAUCCCACGAGCGCAGUCGUAUGUACAACGAAUCCGUGGUAGCUACUCUCGUCCAAUCUAUGGUCCAGCUGUUACAAAAUCCUGAACCCGUGUUCCGUAAAGAAAUUAUCCAGCAUUGUAUCACAAAUGCACACUCGUAUGGGGAACUUUUGGAGUUUUGGUCUAGUCUUGAUGAGGACGAAUUCAAUCGUCUUCAAAAUCUACAACCGUCAUCCAAUUCAGAUUCAGCUGCGUUGCAAACUAAGCAAAACAUUUUACCGGAAUUUCCUCUAGCCCCAGUUUCCAAAGGAUUUCAGGUGUCGGUUCGUCGACAUCGCCUCACAUUCCUCAGCUUGGUGGAAGCCUCGAAGCUUAAUGAACCGGGUUGA
Echinostoma caproni is the source of this 3357-nucleotide messenger RNA. The record is from the annotation of a GenBank genome assembly. NCBI's taxonomy places the organism in Eukaryota, Metazoa, Platyhelminthes, Trematoda, Plagiorchiida, Echinostomatidae.